AUGACUCCCCUGUCCCACUCUGGCGCGAAGGCCAGAGGCAGCAGAAUCCUUACUCUGGGACACCUAGUCAGACUCCAGAGCGAAGAACUCUCCCCAGCCUCGCUUCACGUCGAACUCUCCACCCCAAGGCAACACCAGACCAUCCCAGGGGAAGUCGGCUUCCCACUGCAACGCAAAACUCCCCAGAAGGAAUCCCUGCCCACGACGUGCGCCCCUCGGCCCCUUCGGUUCCGAGGAGCCCGAACGAGGGUCUCUCCGCGUCCGGAGCCUCCCCAGGAGGUACCUGCUUCUCACCUUAGCCAGUCUCCUCGGGAGGGUGACCCCAGGACCUCCUUCAGUCAAGAUCCCCUAAAGGGGAACACCCUCUUCCAGGAACCGCUUUCAGGCGCCUCCAGCGCGGGCCUCGGAGGAGAGUGUGCCGGCUGCUUCCCAGGCUCUGACCAACGCCACCCUCUCCAAGACCCCUGCCCGGAGACGGCCACGGCCCCAGUCCAGUCUCUCCGACCCAGGCUUCAGCGGCUGUCCCCUUCCUUCACAGGCGUCGCUAGCCCUCAAGCUCCCUCCCCGGCCACGUCCCCAAGGGGCUUCCCAGAGCAGCGCGGUCGGGCUGUGGCACUGACUUGCACUAGCUCCUGGGCCCACCGGAGGGAGGGGACAGCGACAGCGGCGCGACUCCUUUGUGACAGGUCCAAGAGAGCGGUAAAGAUGGACGCGGGGACACGGCACUGCCAUUACGCGCAGGGGCCCACCCCCGCUUCACACCGCCCGGGCCCUCCCUCAGUCCCCUAGGAAACGCCCCUUCCUCAGUGGCAAGCCCUCUCUCUCAGACAGCCAAUCAUCAGUCAAGAUUUGUGUCACGUGAUCUCGCGGGUCGGCCCGCCAGCCUGGAAUGAACCAGCUAAUCCCCUUGCCGAAGGGCGAACGACCCAAUCAGAUCGCUCCAUACGGUCUUGGAGCACCGGAUUUCCACGAGGCGCUCGGGGAGGGAGAGAGCUGUUGAUUGGACUAUGCCGCCGGAAGCGGGGUGGAAAUGUGUUGUGGCUGUAAGGAACAGGAAGCCCCGAAGGGUCAAAAGGAAUACAAUAGCGAAGUGUGUUUUCUUCCUUUAAGCCGUCGUUCUUUUCUUGGUUUCUUUUCUAGUUUUUUAAGAGCGAGAGUGGCC
Messenger RNA from Mus musculus (house mouse), 1162 nucleotides. Its product is annotated as predicted gene, 57522. The transcript has 2 exons. The coding region runs from base 1 to 789 and encodes 262 amino acids. The record is from RefSeq and is a predicted model, not a curated record. Lineage: Eukaryota; Metazoa; Chordata; Mammalia; Rodentia; Muridae.